This is a messenger RNA of Andrographis paniculata, 2477 nucleotides long. Its product is annotated as mitogen-activated protein kinase kinase kinase 1-like. Gene Ontology annotation, molecular function: protein kinase activity; ATP binding. The transcript is spliced from 9 exons. NCBI's taxonomy places the organism in Eukaryota, Viridiplantae, Streptophyta, Magnoliopsida, Lamiales, Acanthaceae. Gene Ontology annotation, biological process: protein phosphorylation. The coding region runs from base 253 to 2121 and encodes 622 amino acids. The record is from RefSeq and is a predicted model, not a curated record.
AAAUGGCAGUAGUAAUUGGAAUUUGACUUCUGAGUCUACCUUGUCCAAUUUCGUCGCGACCGCGUUUCAUUGCCUUUCCUUUCUCCGGCAUCUUUCCCUUUCCCAAUUCCGCCGCCCCAACCACCGCACCCCUGCAAAACCCUAAUCAAGAUCCGCCAAUCCAAGAAUUACAUUGAAGUAUUCGAGCUGCGCAGAGGAAUCAAGAGUUUGCGUGCGUUGUUCGAUUAAUGGAUUUGGCUUCAACCCGCUACAAUGCAUCGCAUACCGAAAUUCUUCGCUCAUAGUUCCAAUCGGCGCAAGGGUGGGGGUAAUUCGGGCUCGAAUCCCCUAUCAGGGAAGCGGAAGCCGAGGUUGGAGCGGCUCAACGCCAAGAAGAAUUUCAAUUACGAGUUCUUUCCGUCUUCAGCUUCGGCUUCUUCGUCGUCUUCGUACUACUCGUCGGAGGAUUCCCCGCCCACGAGUUCGAUAGAUUUGUAUUGCGGCAAGACGAGCUUCCGCGUAGAUGCGAGCGGUGGCGAGAUCGAAAUUCUUUGCAAAAGGUUGGGGUUUUCGGGAAUUGAUGAUUUUGCAAUACCCGUUGAGGAGUACGAGGCUAUGAAGGUGAAAUCCUGUUCAACGCCGAUUGGAUUUAGUCGGAAAAUUGAUGGUUUAUUAGAUCGGAAACUGGAUGCUGAUUUUGAUGAAGAAAGUGGUUUGUCAAGUGAAGUGGAUUGUAUUGAUGUUGUCGAUGCGGUUAGUUUUGAAAUUGAAGGCAAUGGAAUGUAUCUUCGAUUAGCAGAAAUUAGUGAUGAUAUGAUCAGUAAAUGUAAGGAAGGCUCUGAUUCAGGUUAUAUAGGUAGAAAUGGAGCUAAUAAUUUAGGUAGCAAAAUCGUGGAUAGGAGAGUGCCAAGUGAUUCAAUGUUGAGUGAUAAUCUUGUCGGGACAGUUGUUGAGGUCCAUGGAAAUGGUAUUAAGGGUGUUCGGCCUCCGGUCCUUGCACCACCAUCUCCAACAUCGUUUCCUGAGAUUGAUCAAGAACGCUCAACUUGGAAUCUGUUUGGGGCAUCUGUGCCGGCUAGCGAACUAUGUAUCUCUAGGCUUGAGUAUGGAUUUUGCUUUGAUGAGGCAGGUUGUCAGAAAAGGAGUGAGGAUCAGGAUCCGGAAGAGGAUAGGAGGGAAAGAGGAAUGGCACGGGAUGAGAACUGCUUGCUCUCGGGAUCUUGUUCUUUUACCACAACUUCCAUUGACGAUGAUUCUUCGAGCAUCAUGACUGAUCCAUUGUCAAGUAUUUCUCCUGAUGGUGGAUAUAGGCGAAUUAUUUUGGAAUGGCAGAAGGGUGAGCUGUUGGGCCGCGGUUCCUUUGGGUCAGUCUUCGAAGGAAUUGCUGAUGGUGGAUUCUUUUUUGCGGUAAAGGAAGUGUCCUUGCUUGAUCAAGGGGAUGCAGGGAAGCAACGGAUUAUUCAACUUGAACAGGAAAUUGCUCUACUGAGUCAAUUUAAACACGAGAAUAUCGUCCAAUAUUACGGCACAAAAAGGGAUGAAUCACAUCUCUAUAUUUUUCUGGAGCUCGUAACGAAAGGAUCCCUUCUAAGGCUUUACCAAAAGUAUAUUCUUAGAGAUUCACAAGUCUCUGCUUAUACAAGACAGAUUCUACAUGGUUUGAAAUAUCUACAUGACAGAAACGUCGUGCACAGAGAUAUCAAAUGUGCAAACAUAUUGGUUCACACUAAUGGUUUAGUGAAGCUUGCAGAUUUUGGCCUUGCUAAGACCACCAAAUUGAAUGAUGUAAAUUCAUGCAAGGGAACAGCAUUCUGGAUGGCUCCUGAGGUUGUUAGGAGUAUGGGCUAUGGGCUUGCUGCUGAUAUAUGGAGCCUUGGAUGCACUGUUCUGGAGAUGCUAACCCGACAAUUUCCGUACCACAACUUGGAAUGCAUGCCGGCAUUAUUCAAGAUCGGACAGGGUGAGAGACCACCUGUUCCCAAUUCUCUCUCCAGCGAAGCUCGCGAUUUCAUCCUUAAAUGCUUGCAAGUUGACCCAAGAUUACGGCCAUCAGCCGAACAGCUCUUGGAUCAUCCCUUUGUGAAGCAACCCCUCCCCUCCUCUGCCUACAACUCCCCUCGCUAUUUUGCCAGGCGAAUAUGAAUCAUUUACACAUCUUCAGGAGGCCGCCCCGCCCCAUCUGCACCUCGCCAGGGUUCUUUUUCGCCUGCAGCCCUCCAAUCUUCACAUUGGAGUGAGUCAUUUUGUUUUUAUUUUUUUGGCUUUGUGUGGGAUUAGUUUUCUCCACGUAUCCUGCUUGUUUGUUUUCUUGAUUUGCUGUUUGGGAAUUUGCCUUCCCAGGCGGCAAGCUGUGGUUUUGAUAGUGUAUCUAUGUAUUUUAAGUAGUAGGGGAUUGUAUAGAUCAAACCCCAUUUAAAUUGUAUAUAUUACACUUGUAUUGUUAUCAUCAUUAUUAUUGUGUAGUGUAGUAAUAUUAUAUGUAUCUGGUUUUGAUUGUG